CCCGUGUUAGACAGUUUUAUGCUUGUAAAAUAAACACAUUUAUAAAUGAAAAAUAUUAUUCUUGGUGAAUAAAAAACAAUUAUACGUUUAUUCUUGAAUGUUUUCAAUCGGUAUGUUUUGUGCAACGAUCAUAGAAAUAUAAUUUAUAGGUUGGCCAUUGGUUGGAUAGUUUUAUAAACAAUAGAAAGUUUCAACAAAGAAUAUAGAAAGUAUAUAGAAGCCUUGAUAGGUUAGAAUUAUUCUUUGAUACUGUAGCGACAACUCGUGGCAGCCCAUCAAAACCUUUUCGAUCGGUGUUAUAACCUAACCUCACUCUUUAAGAGUUCGUCUGCUUAAAAGUGGCUUUACCAAAUUGAUGAAAAAAUUAAGGAAAAGUUGUAGAAUAUGGAAAUAAUGUUUAGUGUUUGGUUUAGUUAAAAAUAAAACGAUGUAUUAAAAAUUUGAACUGAUUUUUCGUGAUAUAAAACAAAGUAGUAAAUUUAGAAUAACCUACAUUCUACCUUGUGGAAUUCGUUUGUCUAAUUCUGUUUAUGUGUUACCUUGUAUUCUUUAUUUAUAACACGUGUUUACCUUUCUUUUUUAAUUAAAUAAGAAAAAUGAUGGAACAAUUGCAAACAGCUUUAACAGCAAUUAAAGUAUUACGAUCUAGUGUUGGAGAAGUUUUUGAUUCUCUCGCAAAUGGUUUACGAGCUGAUCAUGGAGAAGAAAAUAAAGAAUCCAAAUAUUUGUUAGAAUUGCAAGAAUUAUUGACAACAGUUAACGUAAAUUUAAGGGAUGUAGAACAAGCAGUUAGUAGUUUGAAUCCACCACCUGGUCCAUUUAAUUUGGCUAGUACGACUUAUCUUAGUCAGGAAACGACACAGGAAAGACAAGCACUCUAUGGUUCUCUUGUUAAUAGUUAUAAAUGGACGGAUAAAGUUCAUGAGUAUAGUAAUGCUGCUCAAACGUUAUUAAAUCAAAAUUCGUUAAAGAGAUCUUAUACAAAUACAAGUAGAGCGAAAAGAGGUAGAGUUCAAACUAGUAAUCACAAUGUACCUCCUCAGCAAGUGGAUUCCAUGAUAGCAACUUUUGAUCGAUUAUUUAACGAUAUGACUGUAUCUGUAUCCCGACCAUUUGCAUCAAAUGCAGUAUUACACGUUACGUUAGGACACGUUCUAAAAGCAGUAAUUGCUUUUAAAGGUGUUAUGAUUGAAUGGGUUGUUGUAAAAGGUUAUGGAGAAAGAAUGGAUUUGUGGACAGAAUCGAGGCAUAAAGUUUUUAGAAAAGUAACAGAAAAUGCUCAUGCAGCAAUGUUACAUUUUUAUUCGCCUGCACUUCCUGAAUUAGCUGUACGAUCAUUUAUGACAUGGUUUCAUAGUUUAAUCAAUUUAUUCAGUGAACCAUGCAAACGUUGUGGAUUACAUCUACACAGUGCUUUACCUCCAACGUGGAGAGAUUUCCGUACUUUAGAACCAUAUCAUCAGGAAUGUAAACCAUAAUAAUGAAUGAUGUCAAGGUCCGUUGAUACACUAUAGUGUUGCACAUUGAAGAAGUAAUUAAUUAAUUCUACAUUAUUGUAAAAGUUCAUAUAUUUAAAUAUAUUUAUUAAUAAAAUUAGAGAAUAUCGUGUUGUGU
This is a messenger RNA of Polistes dominula (European paper wasp), 1614 nucleotides long. It is a transcript of the gene MED27, whose product is annotated as mediator complex subunit 27. The record is from RefSeq and is a predicted model, not a curated record. NCBI's taxonomy places the organism in Eukaryota, Metazoa, Arthropoda, Insecta, Hymenoptera, Vespidae. Gene Ontology annotation, cellular component: mediator complex. Gene Ontology annotation, molecular function: transcription coactivator activity. Gene Ontology annotation, biological process: regulation of transcription by RNA polymerase II.